Ogataea angusta is the source of this 1227-nucleotide messenger RNA. RefSeq lists its product as uncharacterized. The record is from RefSeq and is a predicted model, not a curated record. Gene Ontology annotation, cellular component: fungal-type cell wall; cell surface. The transcript has a single exon. Gene Ontology annotation, biological process: fungal-type cell wall organization. Lineage: Eukaryota; Fungi; Ascomycota; Pichiomycetes; Pichiales; Pichiaceae. Bases 1 to 1227 code for a protein of 408 amino acids.
AUGAAAAUUGCUACCUCAUCAUUGUUGGCUCUAAGUGCCACGCUAAUGGGUUCAGCUUAUGCUGCUCCAGCCCCAAAAGCUGGAGCCAUUGCCAAUACAGAAGAAUGCACUACAACUGCUAAAAGCUAUCAUGCUCAUCAUCAGCACAAACGUGCAGUCGCUUAUGAUUAUGUUUACGUGACUGUCACUGUUGACUCGGCUGGAAAUACCGUGUCUCCAACGGUUGAGGCGUCGCUUGAAAGCAAAAACAUUGACUUAGCAACCUCUGCUUCAUCCUCUUCCAGCUCUUCGUCAUCUCCCUCCACAACCAUUGAUGUUUCUUCCAGCGCCAGCUCGUCUUCUACCUCGAGUUCGAGCUCAUCUUCAGGUACUUCCAGCUCCUCUUCCGGAUCCUCCAGUGACAUAAGUGGUGAUUUAUCUGCCUUCUCAGAUCCAACUGAGAAAUUUGAGGAUGGAACUAUUUCUUGUUCCAGUUUCCCAUCUGGUCAGGGCGUGAUUGCAUUGGAUUGGCUCGGAUUUGGUGGAUGGUCUGGAAUUUAUCACCCUUCGGACACGUCCACCGGUGGUUCAUGUACUGAAGGCUCCUAUUGCUCAUAUGCAUGCCAACCAGGUAUGUCUAAAACCCAAUGGCCUUCUGAUCAACCAUCCGAUGGAAAAUCUGUUGGUGGUCUCUACUGUAAGGGAGGUAAACUUUACAGAAGCAAUCAAGAUUCUGACUACCUUUGUGAAUGGGGUGAAAACUCUGCGAGAGUCGUUUCCGAAAUUGACGAGUCUGUUGCUAUUUGCAGAACUGAUUAUCCGGGCACCGAAAACAUGGUAAUUCCAACUGUGGUCGAAGCAGGCGGUGAGAACAUUUUGACCGUGGUUGACCAAGAUACAUACUAUCAGUGGCAAGGCAAAAAGACGUCAGCUCAAUACUACGUCAACAAUGCUGGUGUGUCAUACGAAGACGGGUGCAUUUGGAGCGAAGCUGGCACCACUGUCGGAAACUGGGCACCUUUGAACUUUGGGGCAGGAUACACAGAUGGUAUUACUUACUUAUCAUUGAUUCCUAAUCCGAACAACCUGGAAGCAGCCAAUUUCAAUGUGAAGAUUGUUGCUUACGAUGACGACAGUGAGGUUUCUGGAGAGUGCUAUUAUGAAAAUGGUUCCUAUAAUGGGGAUGGAGAUGACGGAUGCACAGCUUCCGUCACUAAGGGUAAAGCUAAGUUUGUCCUUUACAACUGA